Molecule: messenger RNA, 1811 nt
Organism: Lolium perenne
Lineage: Eukaryota; Viridiplantae; Streptophyta; Magnoliopsida; Poales; Poaceae
Product: F-box/LRR-repeat protein 25-like
Molecular function (GO): protein binding
Source: RefSeq, a predicted model, not a curated record
AUUUCCACUUCCACCCGACCACACCGAUGGCGGCCGCCGCCCCUCCUCCCGUGCCCAGCUCCGGCGAGGAUGAAGGAGGAGGCCCCGACCGCAUCAGCGACCUCCCCGACGCCGUCCUCGGGGAGAUCAUCUCCCUCCUCCCCACCAAGGAAGGCGCUCGGACCCGCAUCCUCGCGUCCCGGUGGCGCAACCUCUGGCGCUCCGCCCCUCUUAAUCUCGACUGCUAUGAGCUUACCACCACUUGGGGUGAGCUCGCUGGUGUGGUAUCACGCAUCCUUUCCUCCCACCAAGGCCCGGGUCGCUGCUUCCGCAUCCCCUGCGGAUUUCUUCCCUACGAAGCGGCCACCGUGGACUCCUGGCUCCAGUCCCCCGCCAUCGACAACCUCCAGGAGCUUCGUUUCUCUUACCCGAUGCUGCAUAAUCAGUCGCCGUUGCCGCUGUUGCCAGAAUCCUUUCUCCGCUUCUCGACCACCCUCCGUGUGGCCACCAUCGAACAUUGCCACCUCCUCGACAGCAUUGUCCAAGGGCUCCAGUUCCCCCAGCUUAGGCAGCUCACACUUUCAAUUGUUAGGAUCUCCGAGUGUUCGGUUCCCCACGUGAUUGCCGGGUGCCCUGCUCUGGAGUGCUUGAUGAUAAGAGAUUGCUUCGGCUUCCGUCGCCUCGGGAUCAAUUCCAUUAGCCUCAGAAGCGUCGGUGUGCAUGCUGAAUGUUAUCGGGAUGAGCUCAACUUUGGAGAGCUUAUCAUCGAGAAUGCCCCUUGUCUUGAAAAGUUGCUCCAUCUUGGUUGCACUGGUGAUCUGCAUGUAUCGGUAAUCUUUGCACCUAAACUAGAGACAAUGCGCUGCUGUUCGAACCCCACCACUAAAACCUCGUUUGGCUCCAUGGUUAUUCAGGGGUUGCGCAUUGAUGGCCUUACAACGGUGGUGCGCACUAUCAAGUUUUUGUCCGUUGAUAUGGAUAAAUUUUGUCUGGAUACAAUUAUUAACUUGAUGAGAUGCUUUCCAUGUCUGGAGAAGUUGUACAUUCAGGUGGCUUCUUCAUUCUUAGUUUCUUUUAUAUGCUUCUAUUUUGAAGUGGCUAAUUCUUUUCUUUCUUUAUGUUUUUCAGUCAUAUUUAUCAGGGCCAAAGAAUUUGUGGCUUAGUAAACACAAGAACUUCAUCAACGGCCAUGAUAUCCGUCUAAAGAAAAUAAUGUUUAAACUGUAUCGCGGCACCAGGUCGCAGGUUAGCUUCGUGACAUUCUUUGUGUUGAAUGCGAGAGUGUUAGAGUCGAUGAUACUUGAGAUUGAACACAAGAACGACAACGAGGAGUUCUUGGCAGAACAUCGUAGGAAACUGCAGCUAGAGAAUAGGGCUUCAAGAGGUGCUCGGUUUCAGUUUACAACUGAUAAAUGUGUGCGCAAUGUUUGGGACAUCAACGAUGCCCGUGUUUUGGAUUUAGCUGAUCCGUUCGCAUGUUUAUGUUAAGUCAGGGUCUGGUCUGUUUCGGAGCUAUUCCUGACCAUCAUCAGAUCUCAUUUUGUGCCUUGUCCAAACUUGUUUAGCUCUCACUCAUGUCUGUUGUCUACUUGUCUUCUGAAGUUUGUAUUGUCUGAACCUUAUGACAGCUAAGCAAGCUAUUUGUGCCACUAGUUUGUGAUGUGCUAUGUGGCAUUUAAACAAGUCUGUAUAAUCUGAUUCCACUACCAGAUAUAUACUGAUGGAUACCUGGAUGCAUACAAGCUACCUGUGCUUGUGGGUAGGUAGUUCUGGUGUUCUUGUUCCACGGUAUUACCAAGAUAUAUAACAAGAUAUCUGUGUGGUUGAUUUUA